CGGCAGGGCCCGCGCAGGCGGAGGCGCGGAGCCGCGCGGGGGUAUCGGGCCCACUCGGCUCGGCUCGGCCCGGCCCGGCCCGGCGAGGAUGCGGGAGGGGCGGCCUGUGGCCCCCCGCUGCCCGCCCGCCUGAGGGGCGCCCGCGCCGCCGCCGCCACCAUGAAGAAGCAAUUCAACCGCAUGCGCCAGCUCGCCAACCAGACCGUGGGCAGGGCUGAGAAGACAGAGGUUUUGAGCGAAGAUCUCCUGCAGGUAGAGAAGCGCCUGGAGCUGGUGAAGCAGGUCUCCCACAGCACCCACAAAAAGCUGACAGCAUGUCUGCAGGGCCAGCAAGGCCUGGACGCCGACAAGCGCUCGAAGAAGCUGCCGCUGACGACACUGGCGCAGUGCUUGAUGGAGGGGUCAGCUGUGCUGGGCGACGACUCCCUGCUAGGGAAGAUGCUGCGGCUGUGCGGGGAGGCCGAGGACAAGCUGGCUCAGGAGCUCAUCCACUUCGAGCUGCAGGUGGAGAGGGACGUCAUCGAGCCCCUCUUUGUGCUGGCUGAGGUGGAAAUCCCGAAUAUCCAAAAGCAGAGGAAGCACUUGGCAAAGCUCGUGCUGGAUAUGGACUCCUCCAGGACAAGGUGGCAGCAGUCCGCCAAGUCCUCAGGUUUGGCCAGCAACCUGCAGCCCUCGGGUGCCAAAGCUGAUGCUCUCAGGGAGGAGAUGGAGGAGGCGGCCAACAGAGUGGAGAUCUGCAGGGACCAGCUCUCAGCUGACAUGUACAAUUUUGUGGCCAAAGAAGUAGACUAUGCAAACUAUUUCCAAACGCUGAUCGAGGUGCAGGCUGAGUACCACCGGAAAUCCCUAGCGCUUCUGCAGAGCGUCCUGCCUCAGAUUAAAGCCCAGCAGGAGACAUGGAUGGAAAAGCCCUCCUUCGGGAAGCCCUUGGAAGAGCACCUGGCCGUCAGCGGGCGGGAGAUCGCCUUCCCUGUGGAGGCAUGUGUGACGAUGCUCCUGGAGUGCGGCAUGCAGGAGGAGGGUCUUUUCCGAGUGGCUCCCUCGGCCUCCAAGCUGAAGAAGCUCAAAGCUGCCCUGGACUGCUGUGUGGUGGAUGUGCAGGAGUACUCAGCCGACCCACAUGCCAUUGCAGGAGCCCUGAAGUCCUACCUGCGAGAGCUGCCAGAGCCCCUCAUGACAUUUGAGCUGUACGAGGAGUGGAUCCAGGCCUCCAACAUCCCGGAGCAGGACAAGCGGCUGCAAGCUCUCUGGAACACCUGCGAGAAGCUGCCCAAAGCCAACUACAACAACAUCAGGUACGUGAUUAAAUUCCUGGCCAAGCUGACCGAGUACCAGGACAUGAAUAAAAUGACACCAAGCAACGUGGCCAUCGUGCUGGGGCCCAACCUCCUCUGGCCACAGGCGGACGGAAACAUGACAGAGAUGAUGACAACCGUCUCGCUGCAGAUUGUGGGCAUCAUCGAGCCGCUCAUCCAGCAUGCCGAUUGGUUCUUCCCUGGAGAUAUUGAGUUCAACGUGACGGGCAACUAUGGCAGUCCCAUGCACAUCAACCACAAUGCCAACUACAGCUCCAUGCCCUCCCCAGAUAUGGACCACACGGACCGCCGGCAGCACGACCAGGCGCGGCGGCCCCUCAGCGUGGCCACAGACAACAUGAUGCUGGAGUUUUACAAGAAGGAUGGCCUUAGGAAAAUCCAAAGCAUGGGCGUCAGGGUGAUGGACACCUCAUGGGUGGCUCGCCGAGGCACGUCUGUGGCACGCAAGGCAGCCUCCACCCCGCCGGCCGCGCAGCCGCCUGCGCCGCCCGCAGAGCUGCCCCCCGCGCCCCACUCGCCCAUUCCCGAGCAAGCGCCGGACACCUCCGCAAUCCCUUCCCCACCUCCCACCAGCUUCGGCUUUCCCCCGGGAGCCGAGCGGACAAGCACUCUCGGACCCCCGGAGCCUGCCCCCGUGGCCGGGCAGCUCCACGGCAGCCCCGGGCCGGUCCCGGCAGAGCAGAGCCCGCUCGCCCCGCGCAAAGUGGCCAAGAAGCUGGCGCCCAUCCCGCCGCGGGCGACCGCGGGGGAGCCGGGAGGGGGGCAGCCGUCCCCCGGCAGCCUCUCCCCCACCCCGCCCAGCACCCCCGCCGCGUUCGGCCCCGCCGCGCCCCCCGGGCCCUGCCCGCCGCCCGCCCCGCUCCUGCCCCCCCCCGCCGCCGCCGCCGCCGCCGCCGCCGCCGCCCGGUCCCGGCCCACCCCGAAGCCGCGGCCGCGGCCCGCCCUGCCCCCGCCGCCGCAGCCCCCCGCCGCCGCCCCCGGCCCCCCCCAGCCCCCGGAGCUGCCCCGCCGGGACGCCGCGGGCCCCGGGGACGGCGCCGUGACAGGUCUGCUCCGUUUUGAGGUCCCCUCCCUCCACGUCCCCCCAGAUGCCGCCCUGUGCCAGGACCCGCCGGAGGCACCGCAGAGACUCUCGGGGCCAGGCCCGGCCGCCCGGCCAGAGGAGGAGGAGGAGGAAUCGGAGAGCACAGCCCUAUGACAGUGUCCCUGUCCCCAGGCUCAUCCUUGCAUCACCCAGGGUCCAGCAUCGGCCACCGGCACCAAGGGCCACUGGCAUGCCAGUUUUGUGUGGCAAAGUGCCCGGUUUGGGGGCAGUCGCUGUUUUUGAGUUCAUUUUUUUUUCGCCUUAUCCAGACUUUGCCUUUCAACAGGGUGCCUGCGCCCCCCCUGCCCCGCAGCACCCAUGGUCCUGGGGUGAUGCCACCACCUCCUCCGUGCCCUGAUGGUGGGUGCCACUGGGUACCAGCCAGGUGACAACGAGCUCGAUGGCGCUUUGCAGUGGGAUUUCAUUUCUUCAGCUUCUGCCCCCUCCGCUUGUUUGCCGGAGCAGGACGGGACCUGAUCAGCAAUAACAGGAUGUGGCCCCUCCAGGCUUUUGGGGUGCCAGCAGGGAAGGGCAUGUGUCCAUUGGCACCCUCUGUCCCUGUGGGUUGGUGGCUUUGGUUGUGCAUGCAAAGACAAAUUAACCUUUUAUCCUUUCCAGAGAGAUAAGAGAUAUAUAUAUAUAUCGGCAGAGAUAUAUAUACUAUAUAUUUGUAUCUAUAGAGAGAAAAAAUAUAGAGAUUUGUUUUAUUUGGAGCCGUUCUCACCCACCCGGUGCCCAGCAGGAGGAUGGAAAUGGCCGCGCUUCGCCCCCCGCCCCGCUCGCACCAUGCCCCUUGCCCCAGGUGGGCCCCUGGGGGCACCAGCACCCCAAAAGUAAUCAAUAAAUCCAUGUGCCACUCGCUGGGAACUGC
Messenger RNA from Strigops habroptila (Kakapo), 3271 nucleotides. RefSeq names its product Rho GTPase activating protein 44 (gene ARHGAP44). Gene Ontology annotation, cellular component: cytoplasm; intracellular anatomical structure; dendritic spine. Gene Ontology annotation, biological process: regulation of dendritic spine morphogenesis; modification of dendritic spine; signal transduction. Gene Ontology annotation, molecular function: GTPase activator activity; protein binding. The coding region runs from base 160 to 2514 and encodes 784 amino acids. The record is from RefSeq and is a predicted model, not a curated record. Lineage: Eukaryota; Metazoa; Chordata; Aves; Psittaciformes; Psittacidae. The transcript is spliced from 21 exons.